CAAGUGUGAAACAUAUAGUCCUUGUAAGAGGAAAGAGGGAAGUCUAAGCAUUUCCAAUAUUCCAAGGGAGUGGAGAUAAAGAUAAGCUCAAAAAAUCAAAUAUGAAGCUGCUACUGCUUCUUUUUGGGUCCAACUCCAACACCAAGUCCAAGGCUGUGCCUUUUAUGGUGUUUGUGUUGGUCCUUACAGGUAUGGUGGAACAAGGCGAGGGCACCACUUGUCACAGCACAUUCUUGUCAGCACUGGUGCAGUUAAUACCCUGCAGAGCAGCAGUUGCUCCCUUUAGCCGUAUUCCACCAAGUGAGACUUGCUGCAAUGCCAUCAAAGCUCUGGGGCAACCUUGUCUGUGUGUUCUUGUUAAUGGUCCUCCCAUAACUGGUGUGGAUCGGAACAUGGCCCGCCAGCUGCCUCAGAAAUGUACUGCCAACUUCGAACCAUGUGAUGCAAUGAAGUAG
This is a messenger RNA of Gossypium arboreum, 455 nucleotides long. Its product is annotated as protein LIM1-like. Lineage: Eukaryota; Viridiplantae; Streptophyta; Magnoliopsida; Malvales; Malvaceae. The coding region runs from base 102 to 455 and encodes 117 amino acids. Gene Ontology annotation, molecular function: fatty acid binding. The transcript is spliced from 2 exons. Gene Ontology annotation, biological process: systemic acquired resistance. The record is from RefSeq and is a predicted model, not a curated record.